UCACAGGUUAGUGCUCUUGAAUUCAUUAACUUUUUGCUCUGCCGAGAAAGCUUUAUUUUCUGGAUGUUUACUUGUUUUGGAAACAGUGUGCUGUAUACCAUACUGGCUUUCCAAAAGUACUUCAUAGUAAGGGCAACACAUUGUUUUAGAAGACAAAGCUGAUUACGCUGGGUAUGUAAUGAUAGUUGAAGAUGCCAGCCCCUUGGCAAAUACGCUGCAAUAAGAAAUCCAAAACUAAGCAUGGAAGAGCUGAAAUGGACAGCAUGGAAGAGACAAGUGAAAAAAUGCAGAUGAAAAAAGAAAUCACAUUGCUAAAUGGAGUUUCUUUAAUUGUAGGGAACAUGAUUGGCUCUGGGAUAUUUGUAUCACCCAGAGGUGUUCUAAUGUACAGUGCUUCCUAUGGACUCUCCCUAGUCAUCUGGGUGCUUGGUGGGAUAUUUUCACUGUUCGGAGCUUUGUGUUAUGCUGAAUUGGGAACAUCCAUCAUUAAAUCUGGAGCCAGUUAUGCCUAUAUUUUGGAAGCAUUUGGUGGCUUUGUGGCCUUCAUCAGACUCUGGUCUUCCUUGCUAAUUAUUGAACCAACAACUCAGGCAGUGAUAGCAAUCACGUUUGCCAACUAUAUUGUUCAACCAAUUUUUCCUCAUUGCGAGCCACCAUAUGAAGCAGGCAGGUUGAUUGCAGCUGCUUGUAUAUGUUCCUUAACAUUUAUUAAUUGUGUCAAUGUAAAGUGGGGAACCCGUGUACAAGAUGUUUUCACUUACGCAAAAGUUAUGGCCCUUUUCUUGGUGAUAUCUGUUGGCCUUUACAAAAUUGGUAAAGGAGAAACAGAAAACCUGAGAGCCCCAUUUGAGGGCUCAGCAACAAACCCAGGGAUGAUUGCUCUGGCUCUCCACUCUGCCCUCUUCUCCUACUCAGGAUGGGACACCCUCAACUAUGUCACUGAGGAAAUGCAGAAUCCUGAGAGGAAUCUACCUCUUUCUAUUGCAAUUUCAAUGCCUAUUGUGACUGUUAUUUAUUUGUUGACUAACAUAGCAUACUAUGUAGUGUUGGACAUGUCGGCUCUCCUCACGAGUGAUGCAGUGGCUGUGACGUUUGGUGGUGAAACCCUUAGUUAUGCUAAGUGGAUAAUUCCUAUAGCAGUGGCCAUGUCUUGCUAUAGUGGCUUAAACUCAUCAAUAAUUGCAGCAUCUAGGCUAUUUUAUGUUGGAGCCAGAGAAGGACACCUCCCUGACAGUCUGAGCUUGAUUCAUGUAAAGUGCUUCACACCAGUCCCUGCUCUUCUCUUCAAUGGCUUAAUGACUUUGAUUUAUCUCUUUGUGGAAGACGUUUUCCUCCUCAUUAAUUACUACUGCUUCAACUACUGGCUUUUUGUGGGUCUGUCUAUUGCAGGACUAAUAUAUUUGAGAUACACUCAGCCACAUCGACCCCGGCCUAUCAAACUUAGCCUCUUCUUCCCUAUAGUAUACUGUUUAUGUUCCCUUUUCCUGGUCAUAGUUCCUCUCUACAGCGACACAAUCAGUUCCCUUAUUGGCAUUGGUAUUGCCCUCUCAGGCGUUCCUGCAUAUUAUUUAGGAGUCUAUCUGCCAGUUGAAAAACGACCUAAAUGUCUACAGUGGCUCUCUGGAUUUAUUUUUGACUCAUGAGGAGUGGCAGCGAAGCAACUAUGUGAAGUGCUACAAGUUUACAAUGGCUCAAAAGCUCUAAAGUCAUUUAUUUAUUUAUGUAUUGCAAAAGGCAAAUGAGGAAAAUAUAAAAUUCAAACCUAAAGAAUAUGCCACACAGUAAAGGUGGAAAACCUUCUUUGUACAUCAGGAGCAUGGGUUAUAAGCACAAGGAAUUAGAAAUACUUCUUUGGGAACACACAUUUAAUGUAAUUGAUGUCACUGAAAAACAUGAAAGAUGAGUGGGCUGCUGAAAUGGUUAACUACCUAAAAAGGUCCAUAUAAGAGGCAAAGGAAGGGAGAGGAAUCUGGUUUACAUCACAAUGGUUUUAAAAUAGGAGUCAACAGUAAAGCAAACCUUCGUAACUCAAGCCUCUUCUAACAGAAAGAAUAAAUGAGAAUUAACCAGUUCAUGCAAUAAAAAACACAGUACAAAUUAGUAGGUGUUUAAAGAGCUGAUCACCUAAAAUGUGCUGCCUGGCAAGUGAUGGAACUGAGUACAUUUCAGCAUACAAAUAGAAAAAAGAUUAAUUCAGCAAUAUAUUUACAUAGUGCUCAGAAAUGUCCAUUUUACAGAGCCAAAACCAACUGUGAGCCACACCUGGUGGAGAGAGAACAAAGAGAGUUUAGACUGGAAAUAAACUUCCUUGGGGCUG
Messenger RNA from Neopsephotus bourkii (Bourke's parrot), 2317 nucleotides. RefSeq names its product Y+L amino acid transporter 2-like. Gene Ontology annotation, biological process: amino acid transmembrane transport. Gene Ontology annotation, molecular function: L-amino acid transmembrane transporter activity. Gene Ontology annotation, cellular component: membrane. Lineage: Eukaryota; Metazoa; Chordata; Aves; Psittaciformes; Psittacidae. The coding region runs from base 192 to 1643 and encodes 483 amino acids. The transcript has 10 exons. The record is from RefSeq and is a predicted model, not a curated record.